AUGUUGGCUGGGCAGUCGGUGGUUAUAGGUGGUCUGGGCAGUGGGCUUAGUGAAGUUAGUUGCUAUGUUGCUGUUGGUGGGUAUGAUGUUUCAGUGCUACUAGGUAUGGUUUGGCAGUCCGUCUGUUGUUGCAGGCUGUGUGUCGAUGUUGAAGGUGAUGGAGACCAGCUUGAACAUGGCAUGUCCACUCAGAGGCUUGUUUUUUCCUUGGGUAAAUCUGCCACAGAAGCUGCACAUUGCUUCACAUUAUCUGAACUUGAAGACGCUACAAAGAAUUUUGAGAAGAAAAUUGGUUCAGGAGGUUUUGGGGUUGUAUACUAUGGAAAACUGAAAGAUGGAAAGGAAAUUGCAGUGAAAGUUCUGACCAGUAAUUCCUACCAGGGCAAGCGGGAAUUUUCUAAUGAGGUAACAUUCUUUACUAAUUUAUUGAGCCCCUCCAUUUUUUUUCCUGCUUCUUGUAUUUGUUGA
Molecule: messenger RNA, 468 nt
Organism: Ilex paraguariensis (yerba mate)
Lineage: Eukaryota; Viridiplantae; Streptophyta; Magnoliopsida; Aquifoliales; Aquifoliaceae
Source: the annotation of a GenBank genome assembly